Messenger RNA from Ilex paraguariensis (yerba mate), 852 nucleotides. NCBI's taxonomy places the organism in Eukaryota, Viridiplantae, Streptophyta, Magnoliopsida, Aquifoliales, Aquifoliaceae. The record is from the annotation of a GenBank genome assembly.
AUGACUCGGAUUUUGGUUCAGCGAGGUUCUGUGUCAUCGUCGAACCCGAAUAGACCAUCAUCUUCCGUGCCAAGUUCUUCUUCUUCUUCUUCUUCUUCAGCUCCACCCCAGCCUCAGGUUACUAUUACCUCUCCUCAGGUUGUUUCCACUGUGAAAAAUGAGGAAUUGGCAGAGGAAGUGGUGGAACAGGUUGUCAUGGAUGAGCUUUGUGACAGUGGAGGAGUGAAAAAUGAUGACCUUUUCCAGGAAAGCUUGGACUGUGCUCCGAAUGAUAACGAUGCAAAAAUUGUUAACAGUGAGACAGUUGGGAUUGGGAUUGAUGAUGUUGUGGGUUCGGGGGAUUUGGUUAGAGGGCUAAGUGGGUUGAGGGUCACAGAGGAGGGCAAUGAUCGAUCGGGUGGAAGCUCUUUGCAGGCGGUGAUAGGGAGUUCGUGUCCACCUCCUCCUCCGGUCCCACCUCCAAAACCUUCUUCCACGAACUCUAAUUUGAGGAGAUUUGGAUCAGAUGGUUCAAAUCCUGUGCGGAUAGGAUCAUCUAGAAGAGCCGCUGCGUGGCCUGUUGUUAUAACUAGGACUUCACCGACUGGGUCGAGGCCUUCUUCCCCCAGGUCUCAUUGUGAAAAUGAAGGUUACAAUAGUGCUGAUGAGCAAAACCCUUGCUUUGGAUCCUCCUAUGGUGAUGCUGAGAGAGAACGCGAGUUUGAGAUUGAUAUAAGGCGGAUCAAAGGGUUAGAGGUCAAAAGAAUGCUGGAGGAUGGGAACUGCCUCUUUCGUGCUGUUGCUGAUCAAGUGUAUGGCGACUCUGAAGUGUAUGAUUUGGUUAGGCAGAUGUGCAUAGAUUACAUGGUAUGA